UUAGUUGAACUAAACCGCUUGGUCACGUUGAAUUUUAUAAAUCACGGUGUAACACAAAAUUGUGGUACCCGUCCGUAAUUCAAGAUCUCAUUCGGUCAUGCUUAUAUUCAUUUCUCCAAUUUGCAACUUGUAAACUGAUCUGCAUAAACUUGUCGCGCUUAUCGUAAUUAUAUAAGCACUGCAAUCCAAUAUUUACACAGUAUCGAUUUAAAACCAGCUAAGCAAAUAUGGCUGAUAAAGUAGUUGUUGUGACCGGCUCAAACAAGGGGAUUGGCUACGGUAUAGUGAGAGAACUGUGCAAACGUGGUGUAGGACACGUUUAUCUGACAGCAAGAGAUGUAAAAAGAGGUAAAGAAGCAAUCGAUAAUUUGAAUAAAGAAGGUUUCACUCCACUUUUUCACCAACUUGAAGUCACAGAUAAAAACAGUGUAAAAGCAUUCGCAGAAUACCUAAAACAAAAGCAUGGAGGUUUGGAUAUUCUAAUCAACAACGCUGGACUAAUCACAUCGAAUUUUACAAAGACAACUUAUGAAGAUUCAGUACAAGUGAUCAAUGUUAACUACUACAGCAUACUAACUAUACAAGAAUAUAUGUUUCCGAUAUUGAAGGACAACGCUCGUGUUAUAAACGUGUCAAGUGAUUGUGGCCAUAUAUCAAAUCUAAAAAACGCAUAUUGGAUCGACCGUCUUACAAAAAAGGAUUUAAAACUGGAAGAUGUAAACGCAUUCGUUAACUGGUUUCUGAACUCUGUCAAAACGGGAACUGUCAACGAUGAAGAUUUUACUGAAACUCCUUUAUUAGCAUACAGGAUUUCUAAGGUUGCUCUCUGCGCUUUAACAAGAGUCCAGCAGAAGCAAGUGGGACGUGGCAUAUCUAUAAAUUCUCUUCAUCCAGGAUUUGUGAAGACGAAUAUGACCAAAACCGCUGGUUUUCUGACAGUGGAAGAAGCGAGUCAGACUCCUGUUUAUUUAGCUCUGGACAUAGACCAAUCUGUUAAAGGAAAAUACUUCUGGUUUGAUAAAACUGAAAAGGAGUGGACCGAUACGAAUCUCAAAUUAUAUUGUGUUUACAAGGUAUUUGAGAAUAGUUUAAACGAAUCAAAUCACCUUUAAUUUGCCUAUAUUAUGUAGCUUUUGAUUAAAGUUAUUAAAUAAAACUUCUUACUGAUAUUGA
Molecule: messenger RNA, 1173 nt
Organism: Pararge aegeria (speckled wood butterfly)
Lineage: Eukaryota; Metazoa; Arthropoda; Insecta; Lepidoptera; Nymphalidae
Product: carbonyl reductase [NADPH] 1-like
Exons: 1
Coding region: 228-1112 (294 amino acids)
Molecular function (GO): oxidoreductase activity
Source: RefSeq, a predicted model, not a curated record